UGUACCGUUAUAGACCGGGUCGGAGACAAGCUGAGAAACAAAGCAGAUAGGCAAGAAUUGCUGCUCUCCUUCGGGCGGACACGACGAUCGCCGCUAGAAGGGAAAAACGUGAAAGAGAUUCGUGUCUCGAGAAGUGCGUUUGACCGGCGCAACGCCGAAGCGAAACGGGAAUAGAUCACGAUCUCUCGCCGCAGUUUCAAUUUCAAUAUUUCUGUCGAAGAGAUUCCGUCGUGCGGUUUGGACACUCGCGACUUAAAAGCGAUAAGAAAACGCCCUCAGGGCAACAGCUGUAAAUUUGUGGUCAGAAGACUUUCCCCCGGGAUUUGGUUUUAAUUUUAUCUGAUAAGUGAACUCAAAAAAACCCCAGAGAAGCAUGUCCGGAGACGUUCAGCCAAGGAAGCGCAAGGACAAGAAGAGGAAAAAAGAUGAUGAAGACACUGUUAAGGAAACGCCCGCACCCAAGGUAACGGCCGGAGCUGCCCAAGCCGCCACUCAGCCCGGUGACAUUCAGAUGCACGUGCACAACGAUCACGGAACCGGUGGCCAUUGGUGUGCAAAAGUAGUGUUCUUCAUUCUCCUCACCGGUUUGGGUGCCCUGAUCGGGUUAAUCAUUCUCGAAAACCGGGGCGUUUCGAAUGCCGAUACGCCCUUAUCGGAAUCACGAUACGCCGAGUACUUUGACGGGUGGGUAGAUGAAAACCGCGAAGACGAUCACCACCAUGAGGAGAUUCUGGAAGCGUUGAACCAACUGGACGAGCAUGAGGAUGAAGAUGAAGCUCACGGCGAGGCGGAUGACCAUGGCGAUGAGGAGGACGAAGAUGAUGGGGCUCCCUACGCCGAAGAGGAAGAUCAUGACGAUGAACGUGACCUGCAAGAUGAAGAAGAUGAAGGCGAGCUGCCGAAGCUAGAUGACGAUGAAGUUGAAGAAAUUGUAGCCACUGAGAAGAAGGUUGCUCAACAGGAAGCUCGAGCUGCAGCGGACAAUGACGAUGAUGAUGAUGAUGCUUAUGAAAAUGAGGAGGAUGAAAAUGAGGGUGGCGAUGAAGCCGAUCAGGCUGACGCCGAAGAAGAAGAAGAAGAAGAAGAAGAAGAACAAAUAGAAUACGACGAAACGGAUGAACUCGUCGACGAGGCUGACGAAGACGCCGACGAUGACGAGAACGAUGAAGAAGAUGAUGCUACAAAAACAACCGCAAAGACAGUUGACGACGACCAUCCUGAUGACGACAAUGACAACGACGACGGAGAUGAGAACGAUGAUGGCGAGGAUAAGGAUACCGGCGCUGGAGACUUUGGAGAUGAUAAUGAUGACGAUGACGACGAUGAUAAGGAACCUGAAUUGGAGCAAAACGAUGAUGAUGGCGACGAUGAAGAAGAUGGUGAUACUAAGGUCGAUCAGGAUGGUGACGAUAAUGACCAAGACGCAGACGAUAAUGAUGAUGACAAUGAAGAUGGUGAUAAUAAUCGUGAUGGGGAAUUGGAUGAUGAUGAUGACAACGAACCGGUCGCCACUGGCAAUGCUAACGAUGACGACGACGAUGAUGAGCCAGAUAAUCAAACCGCCGAAGAUGAUGAUGAUGAAAAUGAUUCCAUCGCCAAAGAAAUCAAUCAGCUAGCCGAAGAUGAUGACGACGACGAUACGGUUGAAGGAAACUCACCAUUCGAUGAAGAGGACGAUGAUGAUCAAGUGAACGACGACACUUUCAGCAAAAAGGCUGUCAAUGACAAAGAUGACGGUGACCAGGACGAUGACGAGGAUGAUGAUGAAGACAAUUUUGAAAACUUCGUCGAUAAUGACGGCGGCGAAGAAGAGUACCUCGCAAAGUUACGGAAGGAGCAGGAGCAACGAAAUCAGCAGAAACAACAAGAAGAAAAAGACGAGCCCCGAGAAGAAUCAUCUCUUGUGGUGCAGAUCUUGGUUGGCGCAGCCCUGAUCGGAGCUGCUCGUAUCCUUCUGAUGCCUUCCGCACGUGGUUCUACUCCACGGCCACAAACGGUAUCCAAUGAGCAAACGGCGCCAUCGAAUAGCACAUACCAGCAUACGGACGGAAGCUAUCCCUCGUCGAUUGACGAGGAACAGGAAGCGAACUUGAUGAGCAACCUGAGUGAACGAUUGCUGCGUACUGAGAUGGCAGCCGCCAAUUUGGUCGAGAAGGCUGAGAUCAUUGAAGAAUUGCUCAGUCCAAGGCAGGGUGUCGUUCAACAGCCUCGAUCGGUAAUGGAAGAUUUCGUCAAUGCCGCCGGAAGUGGGCUGGGCGGCGAUGAUGAGGAAAUAAUCGAGGGCAAUGUAAUUCUUAUCGAAGGCGAUGAUGGAGAACUCUACUCUGGCGAUGAAGAGUACGACUAUGAACCGGAAGAUGACUACGGUGAAGAGCUAGAAGAGAUUGAAGAGGAGGAAGAAUAUGAAGAAGAGGAACAAAAGUUGAUAGAACAGGAGCUCGAAAUCGGAUCUUUUGUGCCGACCACGUUCGAAGAGUUCAGUUCUAUGUACCGAGCGCCCUCAAGCGGUGAAACCAACGAAUCGAUUCCAGUACUUCCUGAAGCAGUUCCAGUUACAACUCAAUCGGUUGUUCCUGAACCACCUUCUAAAGAAACCCCAAAAACCAUUCACAAAGAAUCGCCGCUAAUGAAAAAGAAGCCUCCGAAAGGGGCAUUGAACAAACUUAUCUACGGACUUCACAAAGAACCGUUGAUCACUGCGGAGGAUCUCCAACAAUCGAUAGAGCAAGUAGCAGCAUCUGCGAGUCAAUCGGCGAAAGAGAAACACGUGGAGUUUAUACUUCCUGAGCAGGUCUCGGAUAUUCCGCUACCCGAAGAGGAGCUUCCCAUGGAAGUACCUGAAGAUGUCAUGGAUAAUGGCAGUAAAGAGAACCUUUUUAUUCCUUACGACGAUGAAGGAGACAUUGAAGACUCGUAUGAAGAUGAGUUGCUCUACGAAGAUGAGGAAGAGCUGGACUCGGUUCUGCUACGGCAGUAUCCUUCUGAUGAAGAAGAAGAACCGUUUUCGGACGACGAACUAUCCGAUGUAGACGACUCAGAACUGAUGAAACGCCUGGAGGAGAAAUAUGGCAAGCUGGAGGUGAAGAAAGAUCCUGCUGCACAACAACCCGAGGACGGAGACGAAGAAGAAGACAGCUGGACAAAGAUUCCCUCUAGGCCUAGUGAAUCUCAGAUCUACGAGGAAGAACUGAAUCGAGCGAGAAGACAUCUCGAUGAGCUGAAGAAUCCGAAGAAAGCAUUGGAAGAGUAUGAAACGCUGCUGCGCAAAAGUCGUCGCCUAGUUCCGGCCCUGGUUGGGAAGGCGCGUGCCCUGGAUGUACUGGCUGAGCAGAAGCAAAGUAAUUCCCUGCUAAGUGAGGCCAUAGGAGCUUACAGGGAUGUGGUAUUGUUGGGGGACGCCGUAGAUGACGAGACGGCCAGAACCGCCGGCGAACGGUGCAUCGAUCGGUCUCGAUUCCGUGGACAGUAUCUACAGGUGAUCGAUGUGCAUCAGGAGCUGAUUCGGCGAUUUGAUUCCGAACCUAAGUAUAGGAAUCAGCUGGCGGUGACCUAUCUAUUGGCUAACAGAUUACCAGAAGCGAAAGCAGUGCUUCACGAAACCCUAAUGCGCUGGAUCGACGAUGGAUUCGCUUUGGUGCACUAUGGGUUUGUGUUGAAGAAUCUCGACAAAGACAUGGAACUGGCAGCACAAUACCUUCGCGAAGGCAUCGAAACCGAACAGGAAGGCACUCAAGAUGGUCGGUUCUACUUCCACCUUGGCGAUGCACUGCAACGUCUAGGCCGACAACAAGAAGCCUUGGAUGUGUAUAGAAAAGGUGCCGAGAAGAAGCUGUUCCUAUCGAUGUACCAACGAUCGCUGUACAAUGUAGACAGUCUUAAGUCGCGACCGUUUUGGACAGUCGAACAAACCACAUUUGCGGCUCAGCUGGAGUUGAUACAGUCGCAGUGGACGGGCAUACGAGACGAAGGUCUCAAACUGCUAAAUUCAGCCGGAAACUUCAAAGACGAGGCCGAGAACCUUCGUGACACCGGAGAUUGGAAGCAGUUCGAGCUGUUCUUCCGGGGCUACCGGAUAGACAAGAACUGUGCCAAAGCGCCCCUCACGUGUCGCCUGGUAGAACAAUUCACGGCGGCCCGUAGCUGUAAGCGAGGCCAGGUAAAGUUCAGCGUGAUGCAUCCGGGAACGCACGUGUGGCCACACUGCGGACCAACCAACUGCCGAAUACGGGCACAUUUGGGACUGAAGGUGCCGAGCGGCACGUUCAUUCGUGUCGCGGAGGAGACGAGAUCUUGGGAGAACGGCAAAUGGCUCAUCUUCGACGAUAGCUUCGAGCACGAAGUGUGGCACAAUGGCACCAGCACCCGCCUGGUGCUUAUUGUCGACUUUUGGCACCCGGACCUGACGGAAUCUCAGCGAAAGUCACUAUCCCCGAUCUGAGCAAGCAACAAGGUAUUCACCAUUUCAAAAAAGCCUUAUAUCUCGGUGCAACUUCCACCAAAGACGUUAGAUGUAGAGACAGGAGGACGUGGUCGAUCAAGUAUCAAAUAGAAAAGUGCAUUUCUUUAUUCGCUGCUUUAUUUUAUGUUCAAAUUUGAGUUUUACAUUACGAGUGAGAUGUAUAGAAAACUUAAGGUCGAAUUAUCUGUAUAUGUUAAGCAAUCGAAUGAGAAUAUUUUUAGAGGUUUGUUUAUACAAGAACAACUAGGACUAUGUACACGAGUUUAGCCAUGAGGACAAUCAAAGACUUGAAGGAAGAGGUCAGAUAUUGUAUUA
Messenger RNA from Aedes aegypti (yellow fever mosquito), 4774 nucleotides. It is a transcript of the gene Asph, whose product is annotated as aspartyl/asparaginyl beta-hydroxylase. Gene Ontology annotation, cellular component: endoplasmic reticulum. NCBI's taxonomy places the organism in Eukaryota, Metazoa, Arthropoda, Insecta, Diptera, Culicidae. The record is from RefSeq and is a predicted model, not a curated record. Bases 374 to 4438 code for a protein of 1354 amino acids. Gene Ontology annotation, molecular function: peptidyl-aspartic acid 3-dioxygenase activity; protein binding. The transcript has 15 exons. Gene Ontology annotation, biological process: peptidyl-aspartic acid hydroxylation.